This is a messenger RNA of Candidozyma duobushaemuli, 834 nucleotides long. RefSeq lists its product as uncharacterized. The transcript has a single exon. Bases 1 to 834 code for a protein of 277 amino acids. The record is from RefSeq and is a predicted model, not a curated record. Lineage: Eukaryota; Fungi; Ascomycota; Pichiomycetes; Serinales; Metschnikowiaceae.
AUGGGUUAUCCCAAAGAUUUGAAACCUUCGAUCAAAAAGGUCGCUCAUAAUGUGGUCACCUUGGCUGUUCCGUUCGCAAUGGUCAAUGUGGCCAAUAUUGGUAACAGAAUGUCUAUACUCCGCUACGGCAACGAGAUUAUCCUAUGGUCGCCAAUUCCUUACGGCGACUACAUUGACGAGGCCAUAGACCUUUUAGUGAGAAGGAAAGACAACCUCAAAGUGACACAUCUCUUUGUGGUGAACAAAGAACACAAUUUGGUGGCAGAGUCGUACUUGGAGAAGUUCCCUGAUAUCAAGAUAGUCGGGGGUGAGGGCGUAUUGGGCAAGGAUUCGAUAAUCCACCACGAGUUCACCGCCGAAGACAGUAACAAGGUGAUCAAGGGUGAAGACGCUAAAGCCAAGUUUGGAGCGACUGGCGAUUUUUGGGGCAAUUUGGAGUUCGUCUACAUGGCAGAACAUAAAAACCGGGAGGUCGUCAUUUACGAAAAGAAUCUCCACAUGCUUUUCGAGGGUGACCUCAUCAUGGACUGUGGCAGACCAGACAACGAAGGAAAUUACGAGUGUUACUCUCCUGCAACAGGAUACCCUCACCAAUACAACCCAUUCACAGGACUUUCAUGGGCUAUUGGUGAGAUUAAAGCAGGAGGCUGGCUCGGUUGGUUCAUACACUUUGUUUUUGCCCGUACAUGGACAGCUGCAGGUGAGCAGUCAAUCAGGUUGGUCUAUGAUGCCUUUGACUUCGACACCAUCGUUCAGUGUCAUGGCAAUAUCAUCAGUGGAAACGCCAAAGAAAUCUACGCAGAGAUUUAUCCGUGGUUGAAAAAGGAGCAAUAA